UUAACUCUGUACCUUUAACUAAUGCUGUUAUUUCUUGUUUUCUAAAUUGGAGUGUACUUUUGUUGAGGCUGAUAGUAAAUGUGCUUGAGGCAGCCAGAACAGACUUUAAAAGAAUCACACAUCCUCUUUCACCUGGCCUUCAGACGAUUUUCAGAUUGGAAAUACUUGGGAAAGCAUUUUGAGGUCUUUCUGAACAUAUUUUUCUGAGAAGUGUACUGCCAAAAUGAAUUUUACAGACCCUUGUUCCACAGAUUACCCCUAUUAUUCAGACUAUGCUUCUCUAAUCAUGCAACCUUGUUCUAAGCUGGAGGUCAGGAACUUCACAAGAGCAUUUCUGCCAGUUGCAUAUUCGUUGAUUUGUAUCAUCGGCCUCUUGGGUAACAUCUUUGUGGUGAUGACCUUCGCUUUAUACGAAAGAACCAAGUCCAUGACGGAUGUGUACCUCUUCAACAUGGCCAUAGCAGACAUACUGUUUGUUCUUACUCUUCCACUGUGGGCAGUGAAUUAUGCAGCUGACGAAUGGAUUUUUGGUGACUUCAUUUGCAAAAUGACUAGAGGUAUCUAUGCAAUCAACUUCAGCUGUGGCAUGCUGCUUUUGGCCUUUAUCAGCGUGGACCGGUACAUUGCUAUCGUACAGGCAACAAAGUCUUUUAAACUCAGGGCAAGGACUCUGGCACAUAGUAAACUCAUUUGUUUGGCUGUGUGGAUAUCAUCAAUUUUAAUCUCCAGUUCCUCUUUUCUGUACAGUGAAAGUUACAGCUUCUCCAUCAAUGAAACCAAAGAGAUUUGUGAUCACAGAUUUGACGGAAUGUCUGAAAGCACGACGCUGAAAUCACUGCUGCUGUGGCUACAAGUUUCAUUUGGAUUUUUUAUACCUUUAAUAUUCAUGAUUUUUUGUUACACCUUCAUUGUCAGAUCCUUACAACAAGCUCAGAAUUCCAAAAGAAACAAAGCAAUCCGUGUAAUUGUAUUAAUUGUAGCUGUUUUCCUAGUUUGCCAGGUACCUUAUAACAUUGUACUUCUCAUAACAGCUGUCAAUAUGGGCAAGAUUGACAAAUCUUGUGACAGUGACAAGAUAAUGGCUUAUGCAAAAUACACCACUGAAGCCAUAGCAUUUUUACACUGUUGUGUGAACCCUGUGCUCUAUGCAUUUAUUGGAGUGAAGUUCAGAAGUUAUUUUGUGAAGCUGAUGAAGGACCUAUGGUGCAAGAGAGACAAGAAAGACAAUAAACGUAGUUUAAGGACAAACUCUGAUACUUAUCAUUCAAGACAGACUAGUGAAAUUCUGACUGACAAUGGAUCAUCUUUUACUAUAUAAAUACAGUUUAACCAACAUUAGUACUGAAGGGCUCGUCUCACCGGGUCACCCAAACUAAUGUCACUGUGCCAAGUGACAGCAAGUAUCUGAGCUCCUCUGUGUCUCUAAAGGGAUUCAAUGAUCUACAGCUCCUUUCAGGAAACUAAUUAAGAUAAAGGCAUAAUACUGUCCUGUGUAAAACUAAAGCCUUAUUCACUUCUCUUAAUGCACUUCUAAAGUACAUUCUCUUGGAAUUAUAAAGAAAUUGAAAUUUUCAGAGGAACCCUUGUCAUUGUGCAAGGAAAAAUCACAUUUCAUCUGUCCUACAACACUGAAAUAUCCCCAAAAUAAUAAGUAAAGGUUAUGUCUAGGCUCUUUCUUACAUUUAUGUUGUUUCUAUUAAUUUCUUCUACCUGGAAAUCCUAGUGAAGUGUAGCUCUCCACUGUGCUUAUAUUGCAGACAGGUCAUAUUGUGACAGUACUAACCCAAAUAGAUGGCAUUUUGAGCAAAGCACGACAAGGAAUUUCACAGACUGUGAAAUGACAAAAGAGGCUCAGGACUGGUGACAUAGCUGGGCUGCAGUGCUUGGUCUUGUAAAUCUUAGCCCAGUGCUAUUCUGAACAGAGAGUGAAGCUUUGUUGGAGAGUUUCUUCUCUUUGUUUGGCACAGGGUUCAGAUGCUGGAACCCAGCAAAGCUGAUAAUCUGAUGAAUAUCUCUUUGUGAAAAGUAGUCUCUUUCUAGCUGAAAUUCACACUCUACUUUUUAAAAGGCAACUAACUGUAUGAAACUGCAAUUAUUCCAGCACUAUUUGUUGGAAUGUGAUUGGUAAUAAAAUAUGAAGCAUUUCUUUGCAUUUAGCUGCUGCUAGCAAAGAUUCCUUAGGAAUGUAUUUACCAGCUCAAAUAUGCAUAUAUGUAGUUUCAGAAAUUAAUUAGAAGUAAUUAUCUAAAAAAGAGCAGAAUCUGACUUA
Messenger RNA from Poecile atricapillus (Black-capped chickadee), 2269 nucleotides. RefSeq names its product C-C motif chemokine receptor 6 (gene CCR6). The record is from RefSeq and is a predicted model, not a curated record. Gene Ontology annotation, molecular function: chemokine receptor activity. Gene Ontology annotation, biological process: positive regulation of dendritic cell chemotaxis; G protein-coupled receptor signaling pathway; immune response. Gene Ontology annotation, cellular component: membrane. Lineage: Eukaryota; Metazoa; Chordata; Aves; Passeriformes; Paridae. The transcript has 3 exons. Bases 224 to 1318 code for a protein of 364 amino acids.